AUGAGAUCCUUUCUCAUUCGGACAAAUAUAUCUAGAACCCAGAAUGGAGUCCUCAUCAAGUACCGUUCUUUUCAAUCAUCAUCCGAUGCUUACACACAACUCAUAGAAUCGUAUGCUCGUGAUCGAGCCUUACAAUCAGGCAGAGUCCUACAUGCGCACCUGAUCAUCAGUGGAUUAGCUCGUUUGACCCAUUUUGCCUCCAAGCUCAUAGCUUUCUACACCGGGUGUAGGCGGUUGUUUGAUGCUCGAAAACUGUUCGACAAAAUUCCCAAACAAAUAUCCGCCGUUGGAUCGCAAAUUGAGAAGGCCAGGAGGGUUUUUGAUGGGAUGGUUGAAAAAGAUUUGGUGGCACUGAAUGCCAUGGUUGCAGGGUAUGUUCAACAUGAGUUUGUCAAAACAGCAUUGGGUCUGGUUGUGAAAAUGCGAUUAAUCGGAGUGAAGCCUAAUGUAGUGACAUGGAAUACAUUAAUCGCAGGUUUUUCGCAAGCAGGUGACGAAGUGAUGGUUUCUGAAAUUGUCAAAUUGAUGCGCAUUGAUGGAGUUGAACCUGAUGUGGUAUCAUGGACUUCUGUUAUAUCUGGGUAUGUUCAGAACUUCCAUGGUGAUGAAGCUUUUCGUACGUUUAAAGAAAUGCUGGAUCAUGGAUUGUAUCCAAGUUCAGCAACAAUUAGUAGUCUUUUGCCAGCUUGUGCAAGUGUAGCAGAAUUGAAGCAUGGGAAGGAGGUUCAUGGCUAUGCAAUGGCGAUUGGAGUCGAGGAGGAUAUUUUUGUAAGGAGUGCUCUUAUUGACAUGUAUGCAAAAUGUGGUUAUCUAUACGAAGCAAAGACACUGUUUCAGAAGAUGUCUGAGAAGAACACGGUUACUUGGAACUCCAUGAUAUUUGGAUAUGCAAAUCAUGGAUACUGCAAUGAGGCGAUUGAACUUUUUAAUCAAAUGGUAACAAAAGAGGAAAAGAAAUUGGACCACUUGACUUUCACUGCGGCUCUCACUGCUUGUAGCCAUGCUGGGAAGAUCGAACUUGGACAGAAUUUGUUCCACUUGAUGCAGGAAAACUAUGGGAUCAAACCAAGAUUAGAGCAUUAUGCGUGCAUGGUGGAUCUUCUUGGUAAAGCAAACAAACUUGUUGAGGCAUAUGAUUUGAUUCAAGCGAUGCCGAUGGAGCCUGACUUAUUUGUAUGGGGAGCAUUAUUAGGGGCAUGCAGGCAUCAUGGCAAUAUUGACCUUGCAGAAAUAGCAACUAGGCAACUGUCUAAGCUUGAGCCUGAGAGUGCUGGAAGCAGUUUGUUGAUGUCAAGUUUAUAUGCUGAUGCUGGUAGUUGGAGAAAUGUUGUGAGGGUGAAAAACAUGAUGAAGAAAAGGAGGUUGAGAAAAUUUCCUGGCUGUAGUUGGAUAGAGACCCCCUGA
Messenger RNA from Ilex paraguariensis (yerba mate), 1404 nucleotides. The record is from the annotation of a GenBank genome assembly. Lineage: Eukaryota; Viridiplantae; Streptophyta; Magnoliopsida; Aquifoliales; Aquifoliaceae.